CUGGCAUCGAAGGGAAAAGCCAGAAAUUAGCCUUGCCCCGAGCUGAGCUGCCUGCUUCUCCUGAAGUUUGGGAAGGAAGGGGACUACAGAGGGGCUGUCCUUGCAUUUCAUGUUUCGUCAGCCCGACAGCAUUUUGGCGUUGAUACCAUCUUGCUCCUACCUGUUCCUGGACAGUGGCGGGGAGGAGAAGAGGCACCGUCCCACCAUGUCUCGUUACAGCCUCCAUAACCUCCUGGACUGGAUGUAUGGGGGGGUGGACCCCAGCUUCGCUGGCAACGGAGGGCCGGAGUGCGCGGCCUUUCUCUCUGGGCAGCAGCGCUUUCUGGAGAGCUUGGUCUUCCUCAGCGUGGGCAUUGUGGAGAUCCUUCUGUCCCUGUGGAAGCUCCGGCAGCUGCAUUUCAGGGAGCUGGAGGAUCAUCUGCUGCAGCAGCCCCAGACUAAGCAGGAGAGCUUGGGCAAGAACGUGCUGCUGGUGGUGCUCUGCCUCAUCUUCGGGCUGGAGGUGGGGUUCAAGUUUGCCACCAGGACUGUCAUUUACCUCCUGAAUCCCUGUCAUGUGGUCACUAUGAUGCAGAUUUUUCUUCUUGCCUGUCCUCCAUGUCGGAUUGCAAUGAUUCUCUUCAGGUUGCAGAUGCAUAUGCUGAAUGGGGCCCUCUUGGCAUUACUGUUUCCUGUUGUUAAUACGCGCCUGCUUCCAUUUGAAAUGGAAAUUUAUUACAUCCAGCAUGUGAUGCUUUAUGUUGUGCCCAUCUAUCUGCUGCGGAAAGGAGGUAUCUACACUCCAGAACCACUCUGCAAUUUCUGGUGGGCUCUUUUAUCCACGGGGUUUAUGUUUGUGUAUCAUUUUAGCAUCUUGCAGAUUCUGGGAUUGGUUACAGAAGUGAAUUUGAACAACAUGUUGUGCCCAGCCGUCUCAGAUCCUUUUUAUGGGCCCUGGUAUCGAAUCUGGGCAUCUGGACAUCAGACUGUCAUGACCAUGACUCACGGAAAGCUUGUAAUCCUACUGUUUUACAGUGCUGUCCCCAUCUUUAAAUAUAGCGUGGACUUGCUUAGACUCCCAGCUAAGAAAAUAGACUGAGAUUUCUCCCCACGGAGCAGUACAUACAGGAAGCAGAGACACUUAUACUGGAAAACAAAGAGGAGGGAUGAGAGGACAAUGUGUUUAUACUUCUCCCCACAGUUUAUUGCCUCAAAAACACCUCUGUAAUCAAGUGAGGGUAUUUUUAACUGCUGUUUCUCACUGCCUAUUGCCAGUGGCAAAAUUAGUGGCCUUAUUCUGGAAAAGGUUCGUGUUUUAUACAUUUUGUGUAGAUUACAGUAGAAUCUUGCUAAGCCACCGUUUAAAAUUAGGCCAGGAUCUCAUUCCAGCAAAGAGAGUGGCAGUGCUACCUCGUUUUGACUUAUUUUCCAUUAAAUAUAAGUACACUUAUAUGGUAGGAUAGGAAAUAAAGCUGAAUUGCAACACUCCGCUGAUGUGAACAGAACACAUGUUGAAGUGCUUCAUCCUGGCUUAACUCUUAGCACUUGAAUGCUGCAAAAUGGUCACAGUGAAACGUACGCUUAAUCUCCCACUCCUUAAGUGGAAAACACUGAGGUUCUAUUUCUUUAAGCUGGUUGAAAAUGUUGGGGAACAAUAACUCAUUCAAAAAAAACCUUUUUUUUUUUUUGACUACUUGAUUUCUAAGCUGCUGUGGAUAAAUAUUUAGCUGGCUAAGUCCCAUCAGAUCUUGAUGCUUUGGAGAUGCUUUUAGUUGAGUGAGUGGAAAAUCACCAUGUUGAAAUAAUUUCAAAAGACCAUGUUACGUAUAAGCUACGAUAAGAUAUUUCAUCCAGUGUUCUGACCUGACUUUGAACAAAAUGUUUUUUUUUUACUUAGCUUAGACUGGAGAGGGAGUGGAGAUACAAAGUCCAAUGUAAACAUCUGGGUUUUCUUUUUUUACUUACUAGCUUUUGAAACAUUCCUCCUCUGUGUUCUACACUGAUCCUCAGUAGAGUGGUUAGUGAAGAAACAAAAUGAAGUCAUGUUGUCU
Molecule: messenger RNA, 2030 nt
Organism: Gavia stellata (red-throated loon)
Lineage: Eukaryota; Metazoa; Chordata; Aves; Gaviiformes; Gaviidae
Gene: TMEM164
Product: transmembrane protein 164
Exons: 6
Coding region: 110-1078 (322 amino acids)
Source: RefSeq, a predicted model, not a curated record